AUGGAAAGUAUAACGGCACCGAACCACAGGAAGAAUAGACGAGAGUUAUCUGUAAUAGUCUCUAAUGGUAUCAUAAAUCCUGAAGAUAUAAUGGAGAAGCUAACUAUGCAUGAAUGCACUUUUAAAAACGAGAAAACUCUUUUCUAUGUACAUGUAAACCAUCCACGCUUCAAGCAUAAUAAGUUUUCUCCAAAAAUAACAAAAAUCAUGAAAUUGUUCAGCAUGACAUUGGAACUUACAUUUGCUUUCGCCAUUUAA
Clunio marinus is the source of this 258-nucleotide messenger RNA. The record is from the annotation of a GenBank genome assembly. Lineage: Eukaryota; Metazoa; Arthropoda; Insecta; Diptera; Chironomidae.